UUGCGACAGAAAUGGGGAUGUUGUUUGUGGUGCAAUAGCACCAAGCACAUCACCAGUGCAUGCCUCGACAAGGACAAAGAAAAUGUCAAGCGUCCUGGCUCGGGAAACUGAGCACCGCGGGAAGUGCAGCGACAACACUUCCCAGUCCGCCGGAGUUGGCUACCUUGCUAGCAGCCUCUCUCACAUCCGGGGACACCGCGGCAGUCGCAAGUUYUCGCGUUGAGUACGARAACUAUGYUGUCGAGCUGGUCCCACCGWUGAACCAGCCUSUCCACGUGCAAGAUUCAAGCGUAUGCGCGGCAGUUCCGCCGUCGGACAAUGAACCGGUGGCUUCGCCAGCCAUCUUAUCGGAGGAUCUGUCAACUUGGGCGAGACUUGAGGAUCUCGACCCGUUGACGGUUGAGGACUUCCAAUGGUUGCCUCUGCCCUCCACCGGUUCUUUGCCAACUCCGCAUUGCAAUGCCUUAAUGGCACAUCUACGCGAAUACUUGCACGCUGCAAUACCACCUCCGUCGACGGACGGCGGAGUAGCGGUUGAUGACCUUUGCAAUUUUCUUGCGAAGAUCGACCACGAGUACGCAACGCAACGGUACGUCGACACCGACGCACCGCUCCUCUACAUACGCAUUCAGAUCGGAAAGGCGACCUGCAGUGCCUUGAUCGAUUGUGGAGCGACUCGCAACUACAUCAGCCAAGACUUCAUGGCACGCGCCGGGCUAGGCCCGCGCGUUCGAAGGAAAAGCCAGCCUACGCACGUCACGUUGGCCGAUGGUCACACGYAAAAGUCAAUCGACCGAUGCRUUGACUCGGUGCCCGUGUACUUCGCCCCGCYAGCAAGCGAGGCCGUGUCCUUCGACAUAUUGGACACCAAGUUCGAUAUGAUCCUAGGCAUGUCGUGGCUGCAAAGCGAAGACCAUCCGGUGAACUUCCAUCGCCGCACCGUUCACGUUCGUGAUCGGCAUGGCGAACUAGUCCCGUGUACGAUGCCGCUUCCUCAUCCUUUGAUUGGUUGUCACGUGGUAUCCGCGCCGAGCAUUCGCCAAUCCAUCCGGCGAAACGACAUCGAGGAGAUGGGCAUAUGUUUUCUUCACGCCCUCCCACCCGGUGAUCAGCCCAAGACGGAUACGUCAGACCCACGCAUCAUUGAGCUGUUGGACAGCUAUGGGGAUGUCUUUCAAGCUCCCGCCGGAGUCAUACCGGAUCGGCCCAUACGUCACGGGAUCACUCUCGAGGACGACGUCGUACCUCCGCCCCGAUGUAUCUACCGCAUGAGCGAAGAGGAACUUCAAGUGCUUCGAGCACAACUAGACGACCUCUUGGCCAAGGGCUGGAUUCGCCCUAGCUGCUCGCCAUACGGUGCUCCCGUUCUCUUUGUCUGGAAGAAGAACAAGGACCUUCGGUUGUGCAUCGACUAUCGUAAACUCAACGCACAAACGAUCAAGAACGCCGGCCCUCUCCCUCGGAUCGAUGAUCUUCUCGAGCGACUCGGCGGCGCCAAGUACUUCUCCAGCCUAGACCUCAAGUCCGGUUAUCACCAGAUCGAGAUUCAGCCAAGAGCUCGGUACAAGACCGCAUUCAAGACGCGGUAUAGGCACUUUGAGGGGAUCGUCAUGCCUUUCGGUCUCACCAAUGCCCCGGCUACUUUCCAAGCGACUAUGACGACGGAAUUCCGCGACUUGCUCGACCGCUCCGUUCUCAUUUACCUCGAUGACAUCUUGGUUUAUAGUCGGUCGCUGGACGAGCAUCUCGAGCACCUUCGCGCCGUAUUGGAGCGGCUUCGUAUCGCCAAGUACAAGGCAAACCGCGACAAGUGCGAGUUUGCCCAGCAAGAGCUGGAGUACUUGGGCCAUUACGUCACGCCACAAGGCAUUCGUCCGCUCGCGGACAAGUUACAAGCUAUUCAAGAUUGGUCGGACCUCAAGUGUACUACCGACGUCCGCUCCUUUCUCGGCUUGGCAUCGUGCUACAUGCGCUUCGUCAAAGGAUUUCAACGCAUCGCUGCACCAUUGUCACGACUUCAGUCCCCCUUGGUGCCUUUCGAGUUCAGCGACGAGGCCCGGCAUGCGUUUCACACGCUGAAGACGGCUUUGCUUCAAGCUCCCGUCCUAAGCAUCUAUGAACCGACGUUGCCUACCAAAGUGACUACGGACGCUUCCGGUUACGGCAUUGGCGCGGUUUUGAAACAGCAUGACGGCACAGACUGGCAUCCGGUUGAGUAUUUCAGCCAAAAGGUGUCGCCCAUCAACACUCUUGAUGAUGCGAGGAAGAAGGAACUCCUAGCUUUUGUCUCCGAACUUAAGCGUCUCUCCAUUGCUAUGGAUGUGACCGGUCCUUUCCCUCGCGAUCGCCUUGGUCAUGAUGGUAUUCUCACGGUCGUUGACCGUUUGAGCAAGUACGCUCGAUUUCUUCCAUGCAAGUAUCAUGCGAUGGCUCCCGAGCUCGCACGACUUUUGCAUACCGGCUGGUUUUGCAGCCACGGCGUUCUGGAAGACAUCGUCAGCGACCGCGACACUCGUUUCAUGUCGGCCUUUUGGACGGCACUCAUGGUGGAAUCCGGCACCAGCAUGAAACCGAGCUCCGCACGGCAUCCUCAAACGGAUGGGCAAACGGAACGUGCGCACCAGACUGCGCAGAUGAUGCUCCGCACACUCAUCCGCCCGGAUCAAAAGGACUGGGUUGACCGCCUUCCCGACAUCGAGUUCGCCUCCAACACUUCGGUGCACCCGGCGAUUGGCGUGACUCCAUUCGAGUUGCACCACGGUGGACUGAAAGGACGUAUCUUCGCAGACAUUUUGCUUCCACGGGCUGCCGAUAUAGACGGCGCUUGCUCCCCCGCUUCUACACGGAAGUACGGGGAACUGCUGGCCAAAGCCCGAGCUAACAUGCAAAAGGCUCAGGUCCGUAUGCAGCAGCAAGCGAAUCGGCAUCGCAUCCCAUGUCCAAUUCGCGCCGGUGACCUAGUUCGGGUCACCUCCGAGGAAUUUGCGCUCGAGCAGGACGUCUCGCGCAAGCUCCUCCCGAAGUGGUUUGGACCAUGGAUGGUCACUUCAGCAGCUGGCGACGACCCCGCGGGUCCAUCAUUCAUCAUUGAGAUUCCCCCGCAUUUGACAGUACACCCGGUUUUUCACGCUUCAAAGCUGGCGGUUUACACUUCAGCCUCCGCAGCGGACUUCCCGGGCAGACGGUCACAGGACCCUCCUUCAAUGGAUGGCCAUCAGGAGGUCGACCGGGUUCUCACGCAUCGCAAGCAUGGCAACAAGCCAAUGCAGUACAAAGUUACACUCAAGCAAUGCGAUCCGAAUGACACACGCUGGAUCUCAAGAGCUGAUCUGAAGGCAUCAGCACCCCUCAUCUUCGMGCAUUAUGAAAAACAGCGACUUGCUAAGGAAGCUGCCCAACCUGCCCGCCCUGUAUGGACAUCGGACAGACAGCUUCGCCCUCACAGUUAGCUCGGUCCUCCAAGGGGGGGAGUGUGUGGCAUACUGAGCCACUCGGGCCCCAGUUAGGGCCCGGUUCCAAGACAG
Molecule: messenger RNA, 3524 nt
Organism: Chara braunii
Lineage: Eukaryota; Viridiplantae; Streptophyta; Charophyceae; Charales; Characeae
Source: the annotation of a GenBank genome assembly